Meira miltonrushii is the source of this 1524-nucleotide messenger RNA. Its product is annotated as general substrate transporter. Gene Ontology annotation, molecular function: carbohydrate:proton symporter activity. Bases 1 to 1524 code for a protein of 507 amino acids. Gene Ontology annotation, biological process: transmembrane transport; carbohydrate transport. The transcript has a single exon. Gene Ontology annotation, cellular component: membrane. The record is from RefSeq and is a predicted model, not a curated record. NCBI's taxonomy places the organism in Eukaryota, Fungi, Basidiomycota, Exobasidiomycetes, Exobasidiales, Brachybasidiaceae.
AUGUCAUCUGCAAAUUCAAACACUGAAAAAGGUUCUACUUCCGGAUCGCACGGAACAUCAGCAUUUAAUGCAUACAUGCUCUUUUGUACGCUCGUUGUUGGUUUGGGAGGUUUAAAUUGGGGAUAUGAAAAUGCCCUCGUUGGACCAAUUUCUGCCAUGAAAAGUUUCGUCCGUGAUAUGCAAGGAAUCAAUGCAGAUACCGGACAAUACGUUUUAACAGCACAUCAUCAAUCAAUCAUCUUUUCCGUUCCAUUAACGGGAACAGUCGUUGGUGCUUUACUUACCACUCCCGUACAAAAUCGAUUCGGUCGUAAAUGGGCUUUGCUUGGAUCUUAUUGUACUUCCAUGGGUGCCGUUUUCUUGCAAUUAUUUGCGCCUAAUUUCGUCGCUUUCGUUAUGGGUCGUUGGUGGAAUGCCGUAAGUUAUGGUGCUGCUUUGGCAAUCGCACCAAAUUUUAUGGCAGAUCUCGUUCCAGCAAAGAUGCGUGGUAGAUUCGUUUCAGGUGCCAAUAUUGCCACGAUUGCAAGUAGUGUUUUAGCAACGGUUGUUUGUUAUGCAGCACAAGAAACUCACGGUGAAGAUGCACUUUCGUACAAAAUUCCUCUUGCAGUUCAAGCUUCUUUGCCAUUUUUGAUGACAGUACCAACACUUUUCGUUUGUGAAUCACCUUCUUGGCUUCUUACCAAAGGUCGCGUUGAAGAUGCUCGCAAGACACUUCGUUCGAUUCGUGGCUUUAGCGAUGAAGAAGUGGAAAAAGAGUUGAAUGUCUUACAAGCAAUCGAAGAUGAAUCUCGUCAACGUGAGAACCCAAGAUUCUGGGAGAUUUACAAGCCUGAACAUAUUCGUCGUACUUUGGUUGGUGGAUCAAUCUUUUCGUUGAACCAAUUGUCUGGUAUCAUUCUCAGUACAACUUUUGCUGCCGUAUUUUUGACUCAAUUGGGAGCCGGUAAUCCGUUCUUGUUCUCGGUUAUUGGUAACUUGUGUUUGUUAGCAGGUACGAUUGGAGCACCUUUUGUUUUGGACAACUUUGGUCGUCGUCCAACAGCUUUGAUCGGUUUCUCAAUCUUAUUGGCAAUUGAUGCAACUGCAGGAGCAUUGGCAUUUUUUGCAAAGACGCAUCGUAAUGCUGCAAUUGUGAUUGCCGUUCUUUCAUUCGUUUUCAAUAUCGUUUGGACUUUGAGUUUCUAUUCGAUCUCUUUGUUGAUGCCAGCAGAAAUUCCAACUGAACGUUUACGUAAUCCAACAAUGACUCAUGCAAUCGGAUGUGGUCAAUUAACUGCAAUUUUGACAACUCUUGUUGUACCUUUGAUCACGGCAGAAGAUGCAGCAAAUUUAGGAGCAAAAGCAUAUUUGAUCUUUGGUGGAUUGAUGGCAGCAAUUUUAGUUUUAGCAGCAUUAUUGUUACCCGAAACCAAAGGAAGAACAAGUUUGGAAAUUGAUGAAUUGUAUGCUCGUCAUAUUCCCGCUUGGAGAUGGAAAGGAUUCGAAACGAGUGCAAACAGAUUGGCCGCUCAAGCACAGUAA